Myxocyprinus asiaticus (Chinese sucker) is the source of this 3528-nucleotide messenger RNA. RefSeq names its product ankyrin repeat domain-containing protein 65-like. Gene Ontology annotation, cellular component: nucleus; cytoplasm. The coding region runs from base 883 to 2157 and encodes 424 amino acids. Lineage: Eukaryota; Metazoa; Chordata; Actinopteri; Cypriniformes; Catostomidae. The record is from RefSeq and is a predicted model, not a curated record. Gene Ontology annotation, molecular function: protein binding. The transcript is spliced from 8 exons.
AGCUCCAAAAACCCAUUCUCACCAUAGCAACCAGAGAAGAACUUAAACACUUCAUGAUCAGUGUUAAAGGGGCUUGAAAAACCGGACCUGCUUUGUUGUGGCACACUGAGAUCUAUUAAAGACACCAUACUGAAGAGAAGCACGACUUCAUGGAGUAACUGGCACUAAGAGCCAAAAGAGUGGUGACUCGCCGAGGCAUGGGCUCUACAAGACCCCUGAAGGUGUCCUGUGGUAUCUUGCACCAAGACAUUAGUAGCAGAUCCUUCAAGUUCUGUAAGUUGCGAGGUGGAGCCGCCGUGGAUCGGACUUGUUGGUUCAGCACAUCCCACAGAUGCUCAAUCGGAUUGAGAUCUAGGGAAUUUGGAGGCCAAGGCAACACCUUGAACUCUUCCUCAUGUUCCUCAAACCAUUCGCGAACAAUGUGUGCAGUGUGGCAGGGCGCAUUAUCCUGCUGAAAGAGGCCACUGCCAUCAGGGAAUACCAUUGCCAUGAAGGGGUGUACCUGGUCUGCAACGAUAUUUAGUGCAUCCUGGUGCCAUCACUUCCCCAGGUAAAAGGCACAAAUGUAUACAACCGUCCACGUGAUGUAAAAGAGAACGGGACUCAUCGGACCAGGCGAACUUCUUCUACUGCUCCAAGGUCCAGUUCCGAUGGCCACGUGCCCAUUGCAGGCACUUUUGACGGUGGACAGGGGUUAUCAUGGGCACUCUGACCAGUCUGCUGCUACGCAGCCACAUGCGCAGCAGGAUCACUGUCGGUAGGGACUCACCACUGCUGACUGGAAGCACCCCACAAGCCUCGCCCCUUCAGAGAUGCUCUGACCCAGUUGUCUGGCCAUAACAAUUUGGCCCUUGUCAAAGUCACUCAGACUGUCUUCCUGGCAUGGCUCGAGCAAGCACAGAGGUGCAAUGGAGGUGGAUGGAACUCCAUGACAUUGUGUCCAUGGGCUCUGUGGAGAGGAGAGUCCGUACGGCUGCAGGGACCAGACAGUGGAGGAUCCAUCGCCGGCCCAAACCCAGACACUCGCUCCUGGAUGAGCACAGGCUCCAUCAUGCUGCUUGGGAAGGUUGUCUGGAGCAAGUCAAGGCCAUGCUUGAACGUGGGGUUCCUGCUAACUGCCAGGACACAUAUGGUUGGACAGCUGUCCACCAUGCUUCUUUCAGGGAUCAUCGCACACUGGUCAAGUUCCUGUUGCAAACAAGCCAGGUUGAGGUAAACAGCCAGGACUUCUUUAACUGCACCCCUCUGCACCGCUCCUGCAGCGGAGGAAACCCCGAGACCACAGAGAUUCUCCUCCAGAAGGGGGCGUCACUUGAGGCACGGUCCUGCUCAGGUCAGACACCCCUGCACCUGGCUGCAGCCAAUGGACACCUGGGCACAGCUCGCGUUCUGCUCCAGCACUUGGCUUCAGUGAACCCUCAGGACUUUCAUAAGUGGACACCCCUGCACUGGGCAGUGUUUGGAGGCUGGGGAGAUGUGGCCGAGCUCCUGCUGGAUAAUGGGGCAGAUGUGGAGGGAGGUAAAGGUAUGGGCAUGAGCCCACUGCAGCUGGCGGUGUUGUCUGGGAAUGAGCCGGGGGUGAGACUACUGCUCCACCGGGGUGCAGAUGUCAAUAUGAGGGGUCCAAAUGGGCGGACAGCCCUGCAUCUAUGUGCCUGCUCUGAAGACAAGAAGAUCCUCCAGCAGCUGAUAGCAGGAGGGGCCAAGGUUGACAUCAGGGAUGGAGACGUAGCUUCACCACUGCAUCUGGCUGCCCGCUGUGGCUCCAGGGCUGUGGUACACCUUUUGAUUCUGAAUGGAGCCGGACUUGAGGAUAGAGACAGUCUCAAAAUGACACCACUGCACUACUCAACACUCAGGGACAAUGUUGAAGCUGCCAAGCUCUUGCUGCACUAUGGGGCAGAUGUGAAUGCUACAGAGAGGUUGGGGCAGACACCCCUGCACCUGGCAUCUGAGAGGGGUCACUGCAAGGUACUGAAGGUUCUGCUUGACAAAGGUGCUGAUCCCACUGUAAGAAGCAGCUGGAGAGAGACAGCAGAGGACGUUGCAAGAACGCACAAUCAGCUCUGUACACUUAAGCUGCUUCAGCAACACCAGAAACUCAGGAUGGGAGAUCGAGCUCAGGAGAGUGCUGCUGUGCACAGAGAGAAAGAAUGACAGUGAAUUAUACCUCUAAUCUAAGUGGAAAACAGCUCUAGAGUGUUUCACUGUUAUUGUCUGUUAUCUGCCUUUUCCCUUACAUAAAUUGUCAUGGUAUCCAUAAUGUCUGCAAAAAAAGAAUACCAGGGUGAAUAUGGGCAAAGUGGGACACUUUUGGAAAUGUUCCUUUUCCUAGAACUUUUAAUAAUGUUCCAAAUGCCAUAGAACAUGACAUUAUACCUCAUAGAAGGCUUAGAAUGUCUACUUUAGUCAAAAGCAAAAAUUAAGAAAUAUUGGAAAGAAGAACCUUUGAAGACCCUCUUUUGACCAAAUCCCAGAUUUUUUCAUCCAAUAUUGUAAAGUGGGACACUUGUAUUGUCAAUGUGGGGCACUUCAUCUCUCUAAUCAUUUACUCGCCCUCAUACCAUCCCAGAUGUGUAUGACCAUUUAUCUUCUGCAGAACACAAAUGAAGAUUUUAAUAAGAAUAUUUCAGCUCUGUAGGUCCUCCCAAUGCAAGUGAAUGGUGACCAAAACUUUGACGCUCCAAAAAGCACAUAAAGGCCAGACUCCAGUGGUUUAAUCCAUGUCUUCUGAAGUGAUCCAAUUGUUUUUUGGGUGAAAACCGACCAAAAUGUAACUCCUUUUUGACUCUAUUGCCAUUGCAGUCUCUACACACGAGAUCAUGAUUUCAAGCUUGAUUACACUUCCUUGUGCUUGACGCAUGCACAGAGCGCUAGAUGGUGCUAGAAAGUGUAAUCAAGCUUGAAGUCAUAAUUGCCAAGGAGUCUUCUUAUGUCAAGAUUUAUAAUGAAAAAUUAGUUAUAUUUUGGUAUGUUCUCACCCAAAACUGAUUGGAUCGCUUCAUAAGACAUGGAUUAAACCACUGGAGUCUUAUGGAUUAGUUUUAUGCUGCCUUAAUGUGCUUUUUGGAGCUUCAAAGAUUUGGUCACCAUUCACUUGCACUGUAUGGUCCUACAGAGCUGAGAUAUUCUUCUAAAAAUCUUCAUGUGUGUUCUGCAGAAGAAAGAAAUUCAUACACAUCUGAAUGGCAUGAUGGUGAAUGAUGAGAGAAUUUUCAUUUUUGGAUGAAAUAUCCCUUUUAUUCUUUACUUCCCAUUGAUUAGAUUAGUAAUGAUUAAUUAACUAUACCACUUUACCCUUUGUCCCAAUUUACCCAUAUUUACCCAAGUUAUUAUUACUAUUGUACAACCAUAACUUCAAAAAGUUUAAGAACCUUUAUUGACAGUGCUGGCUUAUACCAAGUUAACAGUUUUAUUGUAGUAGCAAUACUUGUUGUGCUUCUGCUAUUUUGGUGGAUAGUACGAAUAAACUAGUUUUACAACAUUCUGUCAGUGUCUUAUAAAGCAGGUAUACCUUCAGCACAUUGU